This is a messenger RNA of Pieris brassicae (large cabbage white), 3701 nucleotides long. It is a transcript of the gene Pex13, whose product is annotated as peroxisomal membrane protein PEX13. The record is from RefSeq and is a predicted model, not a curated record. Lineage: Eukaryota; Metazoa; Arthropoda; Insecta; Lepidoptera; Pieridae. Gene Ontology annotation, cellular component: peroxisomal membrane; peroxisome; peroxisomal importomer complex. The transcript is spliced from 6 exons. Bases 310 to 1386 code for a protein of 358 amino acids. Gene Ontology annotation, molecular function: protein binding. Gene Ontology annotation, biological process: protein import into peroxisome matrix, docking.
UGUCAAAGUCAAAAGAUUACAAAUGUGUAUGUCAUAAACUAGAAAUCUUAUGAAUCGAGUUUCGACUUUAAGCUUUAAAGACUGUUAGUAGAAUUUAAAUUAUAUUACCUGCGCAUAUUUUUAUAAAUUUGCUCCGUCUGACGUCUGUGUUAAACAACAAACCAUUCUGUAAAGUGAGCUAAAUUAUAUAAAUAUUAAUAUCAUAACAAAAGACGUAAUAAUUUGCGAUUUUCUGAUACCAUUUAGGAAAAGUAGAUAAUACCUUGUUAAUAUAAAAAUAUUCGUUUGGCAAGUGUGACGUGAUAAAAAAUGGUUGAAUCAGGUAAACAAUUCGAUGUAAACUCAACCCCGACCUUAUCAAACGUUGCCUCAAUCCACCCUGAUGUGCCUAUGUUUCGAAAUCCCAUACCUUCAACAUCCACUGGAGUCCUUGGACCUCCAACUCUACCUCCGAGGCCGGAAAUUCCUCAACAAGGUUACAUGAAUAGUGGAAUGUAUGGUAUGGGAGGAUCCUAUGGCAUGGGUGGAUAUGGGGGCUACGGUUAUGGAUAUGGUGGCGGUAUGGGUGGAUAUGGAAUGAGUUCUUACGGUAUGGGGGGAAUGGGAGGCAUUGGAGGAAUGGCACCCUAUGGAAGUUACAACCGCCACCCAAUGGAUAUUGAAAACAGGUUUAUUCAAAUGGCAGAAGAGAGUUCAAGACCAGCCUUUGACUCAAUACAAAGUAUUGUGAAUGCUGUUGGGAGUGUGGCUAUGAUGCUUGAGAGCACAUUCUUCGCUUUGACAAGUUCAUUUCGAGCUAUAUUAGGUGUUGCAGAAAAUUUUGGCCGCUUACGAACACUAUUUGCCCAGUUUUGGUCAACAUUUGCUGUUGUUAGAUCACUUAACUGGCUUAUUAGGAAACUUUUGGUGAUUCUAGGUAUAAGGACAGAAGGUGAAUUUAAGGCAUGGGCGGAAGCAGUGCAAACAACACAAACGGGUGUGGCAACACCGGAACAAAAGGCCAAAGGCUCAAGUUGGCCAAUUCUUCUGUUCUUGGGAGUGAUUGCUGCUGCCCCGUAUAUAGUAUUGAAGAUGGUGAAUGGACUGUCUUCAAGUAUUAAUGAGCGAUUACACGACCCCCAUACAUGGCAGACUCCAUUAAAAGCAGUCGCUCAACACGACUUUCAGGCAACGACGCCUCAAGAAUUAAGCAUUAACGCGAAUCAAGUGAUAACACUGGCACCGCAGCACUUACAGGGACACCUAUGGAACUCUGGUUGGUUAAUGGCAACCAUAGACAAACAGUUUGCGGGCCUUGUACCAGUCAAUUAUAUCAAAGUCAUCAAGCCGAUUGAAAAUACUGAGCCCAAGGACGAUUUGGAGAAAUGUUAUAAGCAAGAAUUGUAGUGUGUAAGCAAUUUUGUUAAUUGUGAUAGAUUUUAACAAUUCCAUACAAAUUUGACACUAAGGUAUACAAGGGGUGUUCAAAAGUGAUGAUGACGCAAUUUAUUAAAUUUUCUUAUGACGUCGUCAUCUUUCACGGUGAAUCAGCCUCUUUUUGGUCCAUUUCUGGACUUAGGUCUCCUCCAUCUUCCUUCAGUACGCCCUACACUGGCCUCUACAUUCACUGAGAGCCAUCUUUGCUCAUGUCAGUCCACCUAGGCGGAGAGCUUUUUGUUCUGAUGGUAUUCUGACGGUAUUCGUUCAAGACGCCUGCGGUUCUAGGCUAUGCCAGAUUUUUUUCUAAGGAUUGGCACUAUUAUUUAUUUAACACUCUUCAUAGUAGAAACAAUCCUAAAGGUUAAGUGUAUUCGGGUCGAUUUCUUUUGAAUUGUAAAACGUCUAUUGUUUGUGUGAUGAUUAUUCUCGAUCGUAGGUCUCGAUAAAAUUAGAUAAAAAUAUUUGAGCAUUUCUUGUAGGUUUUAUAUGAAUUAUGAUAUCGUGUAUUAUACAGACAUCUUGAACAAAUGUCAUUGCCUGCGCCGAAGCGAUUUUUAGGUAUCACUGGGGGGUGGGUGGGGAGGGGAGUGAUCGCGUGAUUGGUAUAUCAGUUGACGUUUGUGUGUCGCGCUGUGUACGAUGCGCAAACUUUCCCCCACUCCCUUGUUUAAUGCUCAAGAAGUUUGCCGGUAUCUGUAACACGCGCUCACCAGGCAUAACUAUGUAAACACGUAUCUCAUCUUGAACACUGACAAAUAUAUCAAACUUAAUAUAUAGAGAUCUAUACACACAAAUCUUUGAACACACUGUUAAGUUUUUACUAUUAUAAUUUUUUCUAUUAUAUAUUAUUACAUUAUUUUUCUUUCUGUUGCGUCUGUGGAGCAAACUAACUUUUGUAGUCUCUGGCAGAAUGAACAGCGCUGUGGUACACGUCUGCUCCACAGCAUAAUGCUGAGCCACGGUCAGUUACAACACACACACAUUACACACUUAAAACGUACCUUACUCCUUGUUAUAAUUUUUUGUUAUUUUUUUAAUAAUUAUUUUGCGUGUUUUUGUGUGUGUUUCGCUGGUAAUAAAUGUUAUGUCUGUCAGUCUGAAUUUCAAUUUGUUUGAAUUAGAAUCUAUAAUAGGAAUUUGAACUCAAAUAUGCAGAAGAAACAUAUAUUAUAUAGCGAAACUGUUGUGAUGACCGCAUACCUUGAAUCGCGCUAGCUAUAUAUACAACUUCUUGAUACUGGGGCCAGGGCCGUCGCUCGCCAUAACAGCCCGAGCUGAGCUGUAUGAGCCCUUCAGGCUGAGAUUCUAUAAAAAAUAUCCACAUCGGGCUGGCCUACUAAGCAAAUUGCAUGACAAUUUAUGGAGAUCUAACAUUUUGCUUUACUGAGUAGAUUUGACGUUUUCCUUGAAGGAUAGGAAAACUCACCUUCCUUGAUAGUAUGUAUCGUGUCUAAGGGCGUCCUCAAAUUUGCCGCACGUCACAGCUGUCGCUACGUUAGAGAAUCGUAGUGUAGUAAAUAUUUUAAUAGACUCGAACAAAAGAAACACUGUUCUUACUGUGAUUAUUAAAACGAAAAAGGUCAUUUUGUUAGCCCUAAAUGGGAUUUGUCAGGCAGGUAAUGAACAUAUAAAAUAAUUGUGUUAAAAAUGUACUUAUUUUUUUCACUUGCGGUUUUGUUUGUGAAAUUAUCAUUAAAUUUAUUGCAUAUUUCUUCCCAUGCCAUAUCCUUGGACGAGUCUCAACCUCAUCGAUAAAUUCUUCAACCUGAUUUUCGUACAUGUUCAUGUUACAAAGCAGCGCGACACGUUGCGUCAAAUUUGGCGCCCUAAGGCUAAGGAAACCACUCUCUAUUCAUAUAUCAGUGUCCCCAUGAGUAGAAUGGGCUAUGAGUAUUACUCAACAUUCCUGUACUCCACCAAUUCGCUGGUGUCGCAAACCUGGCGAAUCCAGAAACUUGGUUGGAAAAUGACAAUAUUACUUGCGGUCUAUACCAAUGUCCUGUAAAUAUAUUAUGUAAAUAAGGUUAUACAAAAUUAAUAUUAAUUCGUUAUAUUGUUUGGACGUAAUAAGUAGAUAAGAAAAUAGUAUAUUUACAUGUAUUAUGGGAAGCGCGAUUAUGUUAUUGUGAUAAACUUUUUUUUAUUUUUUUUGUUAAUUGGUUAAUGGUUUUUACAAUAAGUUAUUCUACUAUUUACAUGUUAUCUAUGGAAUUUAUUUUGCAUUUCCUCACCAUCGGUGAGCUCUCUAAAUGGUAUGGACUGAAGUUAUUAAAUAAUUCGGU